This is a messenger RNA of Pantherophis guttatus, 6394 nucleotides long. It is a transcript of the gene MFAP3L, whose product is annotated as microfibril associated protein 3 like. NCBI's taxonomy places the organism in Eukaryota, Metazoa, Chordata, Lepidosauria, Squamata, Colubridae. The record is from RefSeq and is a predicted model, not a curated record.
GUGCAAGCGGAGUUCGGGGAGCUCAGUCUGCAGCUUUCCUGGGAGCGCGCGGAGGAGAGCGCAAGUCAGCAGGGACUGCAGCGGCGGCGGCAGAAACGCGAGUAGAAGGGUGCAACACCCUGAGGUUCCCCGGGAGAACAAGUCCUCCUGCACCUGCUGGGGCUGCAAAAGCCGAAAUUACCCGGAAGUAGCUUCCAAAUUUGCCUAAACGGCAGCUCUAGGGAAAGCUGUGGAGAAGACUCAUCGGCCAACGAAGCUGCCUCUUGAUCUAGAUUUUGUUUGCUUUUGAAAUUUGAUGGAUCAAAUUUGAUGGGCUACUCCAGCCUGGUAUAUUUCCCAGUUCCAGGUCCACUAACUGUGAUUGGCAGAUAUAUUUGAAGACAGAUGAACAUGUUCAAGAGCCACCUUUUUUUGUACUACUGGACCAUCUUUCAUGUUUUCAAUUUAUUAGCAGUAUGGACAACUGCUGAAGAUGUCAUUAACAGCACUUUAAAUCACACAGACCUGCUGACGGGAUUUGUACCAAUGGUAAUCUCCAGAAUUGACCAUAUUAUAGUCAAGGAAGGUUAUAGUGCAUUGAUUGACUGCAAUGUUCAAGGUUAUCCAGAACCAGUAUACAAGUGGUACAACUCAAAUGGCCAUUUGGUGAAAGAAGAUGGUGACAGAGCAGGAAAAUGGAUUCUCAAUAGCGGGCAACUAAAUAUUACCAGUGUGUCAUUUGAAGAUCGAGGAAAAUACACAUGUGUUGCUUCUAACAUCUAUGGCAAAGUGAAUAAUACUGUCACCCUGAGGGUUGUAUUUAUCGCUGGAGACAUGGGGAUCUACUACAUGAUUGUAUGUCUUGUAGCAUUUACUGUUGUUUUGAUCUUAAAUAUUACUAGAUUAUGCAUGAUGAGUAGCCACUUGAAAAAGACUGAGAAAGCAAUCAAUGAUUUUUUUCGGACAGAAGGAGCUGAAAAGCUGCAAAAAGCUUUUGAGAUUGCUAAGCGCAUCCCAAUAAUCACCUCAGCAAAAACUCUUGAGCUUGCCAAAGUAACCCAGUUUAAGACAAUGGAGUUUGCCCGCUACAUUGAGGAACUAGCUAGAAGUGUUCCCCUACCACCUCUUAUAAUGAAUUGUAGGACUAUCAUGGAAGAAAUCAUGGAAGUAGUCAGAUUAGAGGAACAAGGCCAUAAAUUUGUAAGGCAAUCAGCCGUGGGGCAAGGGAUCACGGACCCUGAUGAAAUGUACAUGAUUUCCAGUCCCCUAAAGCGUAGUGACUCUCUUGCUGCUGAUUCAGAUGCAUCUUCUUUGCAUGAACCACCACUCAAGAUUGCUAUAAAAGUCUCAGUUCACCAGUUAACUAAGAAGGACUGUAUGGAUCACCUCACACAGGAUAGUAUAUCUUUAGAAAUGAAAGAAGGGAAAGAAAUUGCUCAGGUACAGAUGCAACCUAGUGACCUGGUCUUGGACCCUUCAACUGAAUUCAGCUCAACUGAGACAAUUGUGGGAAGCGGCAAGGACACCCAUAAAUAAAUGGGUUUAUAUAUUAAACCCAUUUAUGAUCAUUUAUCAGCAAAUGUAUACUGAUCAAAAUAGUGAUAAAAUGAGGUGGCAGAGUUGAUAAGCCUUAUCUGAACACCAUAAUUGCAAAAACAACUAUAUGGAUUUCUUGAUACAUUCUUCCUCAUUAUAUACUGUGCAGUAUAUUUAGCUGAAACACAUGAUAUAAUUUCUAUGACACUAAUAUUUACUCUUUUUGAUCCAGGGAAAUUUUAAUUGACAUUAUUUUAGCUCACAAAACACCUCAAGAUAAUGGAUUAGGAUUCUGCUGCUUGCAAGAAUAUCUAGAAAUUGUGUUUACCACUUAGAAAUAAGAUCUUAAAAUUCUCAACUCAGAACAUUCCAUUUCAGAGCACAGCUGUUGAAGUCAGGGGAGUUCUUGGUAAGGUCUGUUUUAGCAAGAUGCUAUAAUACUUAAUGCUAUAUUACAUAAACAAAAAAAAAUCUCCUGUAUUUUUCAUUUUGUUCUAUCAAUUACUCCUUUGUGUACUUUUGUAAAUUCAAAUAUUGUACAUGAAGAACAUUUUUGUAGCCAAACUAAAAUGUGUAGGAACUAUUGUCCUACAUUUAUUUCAUCGGAUAGUUUAUAUUUAAAACAGUAUAUCUUUGGGUUUUUUAAAUUUAAUAGAAGAAAGUAAUGAUUUUCUUCACAAACUGGAUUAUUGGCUACUUUCUUUCGCAAGACAAUAUCUGGUCUCUAGGCAGAAAGUCUCGAGAUAGCUACCCAUUAUCCCAAUUACAAGCACAAAAUGGGAGUCAUCAGAACUCUACAUCACUGAGCUGAAGGCCUGCCUACCAGCAAAGAUAGGAAAGAAAAAGAAUUCAAACACAUCAAGGAAGCCCUCACAACAUGUGGCUAUCCCAAGUGGGCCUUCAUCAAAUCUCAAAAAAAGAUCCUACAGGAGCUCCUCCAUAACAGACAAUGAAGAGAACAGUAAACAAAACAUUGUCAUUCCAUAUAUUACAGAAAUAUUGGAAAAGCUUAGGAGGAUCUUCAGCCAACACAACAUACAUGUACACUUCAAACACAAAAAUACACUAAGGCAGAACCUUGUUCAUCCCAAGGAUAAAACACCCAGACACAAACUAAGCAAUGUGAUAUAUGCAGUACAAUGUAGUGAGCCAUGUGCAGAUCUGUACACUUCAUAAACGCAUGACAACAUAGAAGAACAAACCCAUCAGGACAGGAUUCAGCAGUCCAUCUGCAUUUAAAAAACAAAAGCCACUCUUAAAGACAGCAAAGUCCAAAUUUCGGACAGAGAGGGCCUCUGGUUUGAAAGAGGGGUAUGUCAAAAUUGAACAUAGGAUCCAUUCCCUACCGUCCACUCAGAGCUGAAGAAGCUUCUUGGUUGAGAAAUGAAACAUCUUCAAAGAAAAACCAGAAAGUCCAGUUGCCUCUUGAAAAAGCACCUUUUGGACAACCAUGGCCUGGGUGACUGAGGAUCUCCAUAGACAUUUAGUUCAAAUUGCAUUAAGCAAGCAAAAUUAUUCUUCAGAAUAUCCAUGUCAUAUCAUGACGAUAUGCAAAAAAGGAAUCUGAUCCUUAUGCAUCAGAAAUAUUUUUUAUAGCUGUAAACUAGACCAAGCAAUCACAAGGAGUCUACGGUGGUUCAAAGAGGCGUGCAUGUGUGCAGACACACAUACACAGCUUCUGUAGUGCAUCACAUUACACUUUAUCUAUACUCCUCUCUUCAUGUGGCAUACCAAAUAAGGGGAAUUCUGACCAUGUUUGCAUUUGAUCACCCUAAUCUUUGCAGGAAUCUCAUUUCAACAUAAUGUGACUUUGUAUUGCUACUAUGAUUAUGAGGAUAGAAUAUGCAAUGUAUAGCUAUAGGAACAAUUUGCUUCUGUGUAUUUUCAAGAAUAAGAAAUUGCAGAUCUGCAUAAAAAGCUGCCCUGAAUGAUGGCUGCCAAGUAGGAAUAUCUGCAUCAGAUGAAAUAACUUCACUGCAUGAAUAGAUAUGAACAAGUUACAGCUUCAGUUAUCCAGCAAAUAACUAUGGGGUAACAGUGAUUGGGUUGUGCCUUGUUAUAAUAUAUAAUUUAGAUUCAGAAGUUUGCUAAGAUACGGGCAGGCAACUUAGUGCUGCAGUAAUAAGCAAUAAUUGCUAGCGUACAGGGAGACAUCUCAUUAAAACUCCACCAGGUAUUAUUUCCCAGGCACCCUCACAAAGCAGGUUUUCUGACAGCAAUAUAUAUAGCAAUUCAAUUAUUAAUAGGCUUUACUAUGAGGUUAUGUAACCAUGUUUGUGAUUCUUAAAUGUUCAUGUUUUUGUUGUGGUUGAAGGGAUUACUCUCCCUUCCUUUAAAAACAGAAGCAUGCCCUGGCUGGAUUAAACCAAAGGCCACCAAAUUCUUGCAGUAGCCCAUUCAAUGACACUGUAAAGUCCAUUAGUAGGACAGGUGUCCAGACUUCUUCUCUACUCUUUUACCUUACCAUCUGGUAUUUAGAGUGCCUUGGUGCUUCAGAAUCUAGACCGCCAUAUGGUACACUUAUUCUGAAAAAGAGCAGGUGAUAACAGUGACUCUGAAUUUAACUAAUCCUAUUAGAUUAGAAUUUACUUCAUUUAUAUAGGCAGUCAUCAUCAAAAGUGAAUCAAUAGUUUGUGUUAUGUGAGGAAAUAUUUGCUCUGUUCUGAAUUUCCUACAUUGAGUUCCAGUAUUGUGAUGGUGGGUCUUCUCCAAAUCUCUGCGGUUUCUAUUCAUUUGUUUUUCCCAUUAACUAAAAACAUAUUCUUAUAAUUUCCUCGUUUCUACCCAUUUUUGUUGUAAAUCAUUUAAGAUUGACUAAAUAUAAGGGGACACAGGGUGGAAAAGCUAAGACUUACUCUCUUUUUUUGGCCUGUUCUUAAGAAUUCUUACCUGAAAGACCUACAUUUCUUGAAAAUCAUACAAAAAAAUAAGUAAUUAUCAGGUAUGAAUGAACAAAUCAAACAACUAGCUCUUGAAAAAUAAGGAAUCAGAAUAGGAAUAUUCUUUAUUGGCGUGUGUGAUUGUGUGACACAAGGAAUUUGUCUCCAGUGCAUAAGUUCUCAGUGUACAUACAACCAAGUGGUAAUCAUAGAUUAUAAAUUAUAAGAUACAAACAAGUGAUAAAUCAUAAUAUACCAAUAGGAGAGGGUAGUAGGAAAGAUGAGAAGGAUAAUAGCAGUACAGCUGUACUACAUGGGUAAAUAUAUUUAGACAUAAGGCAGUGCUAUAGAAAUUGGUUGUUUAGCAGAGUGAUGGCAUGGGAGCAGUGUUGAAAUCUAAAAUUUGUUACUACCAGUUCUGUGGGCGUGGCUUGGUGGUGGUGGGUAAUGUGACUGGGUGGGCGUGGUCAUUUUUUUUUUUAACUUUUAAAACCAUUUUUUCUACAACCUCUUUGGGAAGAGGUUGUAAAAAAAUGCUUUCAAAAGGCUCUGACGAUCCCAGCUGAGUUGCCUGGUCGGCAGAGACUUUUUUUCUUUUAAAUGCCUCUGAUGAUCCAAGCUGAGUUGCCUGAUCGUUAGAGGCAUUUAAAAGAAAAAAAGGAUUUUUUUCUUUUAAAAGUCUUUGACGAUCCCAGCUGAGCCGCGCGAUCAUCAGAGGCUUUUUUUUUUUUAACUUUUAAAAGCAUUUUUUCGGCCAAAGAGGUUGUAGAAAAAAUGCUUUUAAAAGUAAAAAAGAAGCCUCUGAUGAUUGUGUGGCUCAGCUGGGCAUAGGGGGGGCAGGGAUUUUUGCUACCGGUUUUCCGAACCACCCGCCUCCAUCACUACCAGAUCACGCGUUCAGUCCGAACCAGGAACAUUUCACCCCUGCAUGGGAGGGGGGAACUGUCUCUGUGUCUAGUUGUUUUGGCAUUCAAUGCCCUAUAGCGGUGUCCCUCAGCAAUUUGUGAGGGGACACAAAUUGAAACAGUUUAUGUCCAGGAUGUGAGGGCUCUGUAGAUAUUUUCUCAGCCCUCUUUCUGACAGUAUACAGUUCCUCAAUCGAAGGCAGGCUGGUUGCAAUUGUACCAUGUAAAUUUUUAGAUAUCUAUUCCUAUUCUUCCGGAGUAUAAAAAAUUAAGAGAUAGAUUAAAGAUAUAUUUAAAAAGAACCUUUUCACUUAACAUCCACUAUUGUUACCAUUAUUUAUUGGAGUAAGAAAACCUUACUCCAAUAAAUAAAUACAAAACAAGUAAAUCUAAUACACACUGCAUGAGGAAAGUCUCUGUUGAUUUAGAAACACUAUACUAACUGAAAAAAGGCAAGGAUAUUUCCCAGGUAAUUAAAAUUAGUUGACUGCAAAAAAGAGAGCUAAGCAUUGGGAGUGGAGGGUGUCACCUUUGAUUUAAUUCAUUGAUGUUCUCAUGCAUACAUCAUUUUAGCUUUAUCUUCUGCAGUAUUACAUUUCUUCACCAACUUCAAGUCUGUUUUUGCACUGAAUUUAAUGAAAUUUACUUUUUGUAGAAGAGUUUACUUACGUAUCAUCUCUUCAAAUCCUGAACUCAUGUCAGUGGACAAAAGUUACUUAUGAAUAGGAAACCCUCUUUCAGCCAGAAAGGGAAAAGGAUAGAUUUCUUUGCAUAUUCAAAAUUCCCCUUUUCAAAUCCAGCAACUGAAAAGGGAAGUCCACUAUAUAGUUAUAUAACAAGACCAUCUUCUUCUACUUUAACAUCAGCAGAGCGGGAAAACAUUGCAAUUGUAAACAUAAAUUAGCUUCAUAUUUGAUUUAAUUUUAUAUAAGAUUUAUUUUUCUCUUGGCUCAACCACUUCUGGAAUGUAUCCCACAUAUUCAUCCCUAAUUACAAUGUCAUGUUAAAAUACUGUAUUUAUUUAAAAUAUUUGUAUUCCACUUUUUUGCUAUAAAAGAUCCAAACAACUCAUAAAAUAAAUUAUUAAGCAUUCAU